CGUAACUUUUCGUUUCGGGUAGCAGGUAGGUACACAGUAGACCUCAGUAGCGAACCUACCUAGGUUGUCCGCGUGGCACGUCUUUCUUGGAAGGAUGGAUCCAUCAAGGUGGGUUACAUCUUCCUCCAGCCCGCUCUUAAGCAUUAAGAAGAAGCCACACCCACCCUUUCCCCCCUCCCUAAACCCCCACACACCAGAUCCGACUGUUCUAUCGCACCGUCAAGAUGGCUGAAACUAUGAAGGACGGCAAGUUCCCUCACGGAUCCACGGAGGCCCCGAAGGCGGGUCGCAUCCUCCCACUGUUCUCCCUAAAGGAUCGGACCGCCAUCGUCUCGGGCGCGGGCGCGGGCAUCGGGCUGGCCAUUGCCCACGGUUUCGCCGAGGCCGGCGCGAACGUCGCCAUCUGGUACAAUAGCAACAAGAAUGCCAUCGACAGGGCCGCCGAGAUCGAGAAGACCUACGGCGUAAAGUGCAAGGCGUACCAAGUCAACAUCACAUCGUACGACGCCGUCAAGGAAGCCGUAGAUGCUGCCGUGAAGGAAUUCAACGGCCGACUCGACGUGUUCGUGGCCAACUCAGGAAUUGCAUGGGAGCAGGGUCCGAUGCUGGACGGAGGGCUCGACCACUUCAAGCAAGUGUCCACCACGAACAUCGACGGCACCUUCUACUGCGCUCGUGCCGCCGGCCUCCACUUCCGGCGGCAGAAGAGGGAGGGCACGACCAUCGACGGCCAGAAGCUCGAGGGGUACACGUACGGUAGCUUCAUCGCAACCGCGAGCAUGAGCGGGCACAUUGCCAACAUCCCACAGCUGCAAUCGGCGUACAACGCGUCAAAGGCUGGCGUUAUCCACCUGUGCAAAUCGCUGGCUAUCGAGUGGGUUGGCUUCGCGAGGGCGAACUCGGUAUCUCCAGGCUACAUCAACACCGAGAUCUCGUCUUUCGUCUCCAAGGAGAUCAAGAAUGUGUGGAAAGACAAGAUCCCCAUGGGCCGCGAAGGCGAGGCGCACGAGCUCGCCGGCGCAUAUCUGUACCUUGCCUCUGAUGCCUCGUCUUACACCACUGGCUCAGAUCUUGUAGUUGACGGCGGGUAUACUGCCCCGUAAGGCCCGGUUAUGGGAUUUUAAGGUGGGCUGAGAGAUCCGCCACGAGUUUUGACGACGAACAUAGGUACUUUUGGAGUUCUUAGAACGGAUAGAGUUGAGUAUGGGAAUAUACUUAAGACUGAUUAGAUUCCAAAAAAAAAAAGAAAUGAGAAGCAGAAGGCGUUGCUCUUUCGUGUAGGAGCUGCUAAAUGACAAGCUGGUGCUGUCAGCUGCCUGGUGGGGAUCGAUGAAGUCAUCAACUGGAAAUUGUGGACAUGGUGGUACCUAGGCACCCGUGGACAACCUGAACGACGGGACCCUGAAUCAAACUCAGGCCCGAAGCUCAGGGACAUAGGCCUACUACUAAGUAUGCUCCCGCGUAGAAAUCACCUACCAAGCUUAACUGAGUAGCUGCCAAGUGCUCGGCUCAUUCUAAUAUCUAAAACAGAGUUCCUGACC
Phialemonium atrogriseum is the source of this 1541-nucleotide messenger RNA. Its product is annotated as L-xylulose reductase. NCBI's taxonomy places the organism in Eukaryota, Fungi, Ascomycota, Sordariomycetes, Cephalothecales, Cephalothecaceae. Gene Ontology annotation, molecular function: oxidoreductase activity, acting on NAD(P)H, oxygen as acceptor. Bases 225 to 1103 code for a protein of 292 amino acids. The transcript is spliced from 5 exons. The record is from RefSeq and is a predicted model, not a curated record. Gene Ontology annotation, cellular component: intracellular anatomical structure.